Molecule: messenger RNA, 3221 nt
Organism: Heterocephalus glaber (naked mole-rat)
Lineage: Eukaryota; Metazoa; Chordata; Mammalia; Rodentia; Bathyergidae
Gene: Il2rb
Product: interleukin 2 receptor subunit beta
Biological process (GO): cytokine-mediated signaling pathway; immunoglobulin mediated immune response
Cellular component (GO): membrane; external side of plasma membrane
Molecular function (GO): cytokine receptor activity; interleukin-2 binding
Source: RefSeq, a predicted model, not a curated record
CACCAUACCCACUCUCCGCCUCCCGGUGGCCCAGGCCCCUCCAUGCUCUGCACAGGAAGUGGGCUGGCCCUCAGUCAUCUCUCCACUACCUGAGCUGCCGGAGCCCGAGAUGGCCGAGGUCCCAGCAGCAGGGAGGACCACAGGGAGCGCACUGCCACAGCCUCAUGUCUCAGCCAGGCCUUCUUUCCCCGGCUCUGCUCUGUGCAUGUGAUGGCAGCCCCGGCUCUGUCCUGGUGCCUCCUCCUCCUGCUUACCCUCCUCCUGCCCCUGACAACACCCUCAGUGUCUGCAGAGGUGACCGACACUUCCCAGCUUGAAUGCUUCUACAACUCCAAAGCGAACAUCUCCUGCCUGUGGAACCGGGAGGAGGGUAUGCAGAACACUUCCUGCCACAUCUGCGCCAGGUCAGACAAGCGGCCCUGGAACAGGACCUGCGAGAUGUUCCCAGUGAGCCAGACGUCCUGGGCCUGUAAUCUGGUCCUCGGAGGCCCUACUUCUCAGCCCCUGACCUCGGUGGAUAUCAUUACUGCACACGUGAUGUGCUGGGAAGGCGGACAGUGGCAAAUGGUGGUGACCAAGAACUUCAAGCCCUUUGACUACCUUCGCCCAGUGGCCCCCGGCUCUCUCCAGGUCACCCACGUGGACACCAACAGAUGCAAUGUCACCUGGCACCUCACCCAGAUCUCCCACUACAUCGACUCCUACUUGGAGUUUGAGGCCCGGACACGACUGCCAGGCCACAGCUGGGAGGAGGCCAACCGGUUGAGUCUCAAGCAGAGGCAGCAAUGGAUCUUCCUGGAGAACCUGGUGCCUGACACCCAGUACGAGCUACAGGUGCGGACGCGGGCCGAGCGAGGCCUGCACACCGCAUGGAGUCCCUGGAGCCAAGCCCUGGCCUUCAGGACCAGGCCUGCAGCCCCCAGGAAGGAGUCCCUGCCCCUCACUUGGGUCCUCGGCCCUGCUCUGGGCCUUGGACUGGUCAGCGGCAUCAUCAUCUCUGUGUACUUCUUGGUUAGCGCCAAUUGCCUUGGGCCUUGGCUCAAGAAGGUUCUGAAGUGCCACAUCCCAGACCCCUCGGAGUUCUUCUCCCAGCUAAACUCCGAGCACGGAGGGGACUUCCAGAAGUGGCUGUCCUCGCCCUUCCCCUCAUCCUCCUUCAGCCUGGGGGCCCUGGCACCCGAGAUCUCACCGCUGGAAGUGCUGGACAGGGACACCAAGGCCACGCAGCUGCUCCUGCUGCAGCAGGACAAGGCGCUGCUGCCCUCGCCCGUGCCCAGCGGCCACUCCCAGACCAGCUGCUUCACCAACCAGGGCUACUUCUUCUUCCACCUCCCGGAUGCCCUGGAGAUCGAGGCCUGCCAGGUGUACUUCACCUAUGACCCCUGUGCUGAGGCAGAGCCUGAGGAGGGUGUGCCCCCGGGGUUUCCCCUCGUGCCCCUGCUUCCCCUGCCAUCAGAGGAUGACGCCUACUGCACCUUUCCCCCUGGGGACGACCUGCUGCUCUUCUCCCCCAGUCUCCACAGUGGCCCAAGCGUCCCCCACAUUCUCCCUGGGCCAGCUGGGACCAGUGAAGAGAGGCUGCGCCCCUCCCUGCAGGAGGGCUCUCCCCAGGACUGGGGCCCCCCGCCCCUGGGGUUCCCUAUCCCAGCAGCCCCUGACCCAAUGGGUUUCCAGUCAGCCCUGGAGCAGGCUCUGGGGGAGGCUGGGGAGGAGGCCCCUGCCCCAGAGCCCAGGGAUGGGGCUGACUCUCCCAGGCAGGGCCAGGUCAGGCCGCCGACCUCUCCCCACGCUGACACCGAUGCCUACCUGUCCCUCCAAGAACUCCAGGCUCAGGACCCAGCUUACCUGGUGUAGACGGAUAGCCAGGGGCGGGAGGCAGGAGACUGCCCGCUGUCGUGCCAGGACCGAAGAGGGUCCCAAGGACAGUCCACUGCGGAGGACAUCUCCACCCGGACGCCCCCACCCAGUGCCACUCUCAAACCUCACCCUGGGGUGGGGUGGGAGGCUGAUCCCCCUCCCUCUCUCAUCACUGAGUCCCCGGAGCUUUGUCUCUGGAGCAUAGGCGCCCCCCAGCCCGCAGUCACCUCCUGACACCGAUCAUCACCCUGACCUCCCUCUGGGCUUCCUCUGCAGGGCACCUCCAGAGUGGGCUUUCCACACAUAAAUAUGGCCAAUACAGCCACAUCCCAUGCCUGCUCCAAACCUGGUGUGGCUCCCUGCAGCCAUUGGCACCAUCCUUAGCUACCACUUGCCCCUCCAUGUCAGGACAGUCCCUUCUGAGACCCUCACAAGUGGCCUCACCAAGCCCCUCGGAGCUGCCUUGCACCCCACACCUUUGCAUGCGCUGUUCUCUGUACCUGGGCACCCACUUCUCUAGGUGACAAAUGUCCCUCAUCCUUUACAUGCCAGCUCUGCUUCCCCUGGAGGGAAACACUGCUGGAUUCAGUGCUAGGAGGGGAGACCACCCAAGCCACAGGGUGGGUGGCGAGGGGUCUCUCCUGACCUCUCCUGACCUAGGAACAGACAUACAUCCUUGCAGAGGGGACGCUUCUGGAGCUUUCCACAGUGGCCUCCCACACUCACAAGGGAGGGGCUGCUUGAAAGUCGGAAGCUUGGACUCCCUGCAGCCCAGGCAGCAGCCCCUUCCUCCCAGCAAAGGGUCCCCACCCUGGACAGCUCCCACCCACCCUCCAGCGAGGGCUCUUGCCCUCAUUCCCAGACUUGCCUGCACUCACCCCAGCAAGAGGCCAGUCCCUUCACCUCGCAGUGCUCCCUUCCAACUCCGCUGGCCCUGUCUGCUCAGUGUUCCUACCACCCCUCACUCCCCUUCCCUCUGUGCCUGCCACUGUUCAUGUGCGAUUACCACCCUGCGCCCCACAGGGAAGACUCCCCAUCCCAGUGACUGGCUUGGGACCAGUAGGGUCUGCAUUUAUAGGUCUUUCUUGCAGCUGAUUGGGCACCUAACCACAAGCCCACCCAUAGGCUGGCUAGCGGCCUGUGAGAUAGCUUGACACAGAAGCUCGGUCCAAUCAGGAAGGCUAGGCAUGAUCUAGCCAAUCAGAUUAUCUCUUGGGCUCAGGGAUUUUAAAACGGGAAGAGUGAGAGGCCCUGGGGAGCAGAAGCUUGGGGAUAGGGCUGGGAGAGAGUUGUUGAGCCACGUGAGCAGAAGAUCUGGGGGUCCUGACACAGAAACUCCAAUUCCCUGAACCAUUCUGUCCUGA